UAUAUAACAUUAUAGUUCUUAUCUAGUUGCAUUCUACUCAAUUGUCUAGUAAUCCUUGUCCUAUGGGAAACAGUGCUUUAUUGCAGCCUUAUCAAAUGUUGCACACUUCCUCAGUUCUUAUCACAACUAGGACAAAAUAGUGUAACUACUGCUUUGUUCCAUUUAUUGUGUUUAUACAUAAAUAUCAACAACAAUAUUAUCGGUUGCAGUUUAUCAUAAAUAUAGCUUACAUUCAAGUUACAUAGGUACCUAUGCACUUUUUAUACAGGAGUAAGGUGAAUGGAAUUAUACAUGCUAUGUUAACUAGUUGGAUAAUUUUAAACGAUUAAUUGUACAAGUUCAUUAUAAAGAACAAUGAUUCAUAUUUAAACACAUUAAUACUAACACAAUGGCAGAGAAGAAAAUUUGGAUGCAGCGAGAACUAACCUGUAAGCCACUUGAUUCAUAUGAAGAAAUUUUAUUAUUCUUACAAGAUCCACCACCUUGGAGAACACUCUGUAAGGAAUUAAAACCGCAUAGUGCAACAGCAAUUAAAAAUAUAAAUAUUAAUAAAUGUCCCGAAAAUAUAUUGCUUGAAAGUCCGCAAGCGUUCUGUCAUUUUGAUCCGGAAGCGGAAGAUGUCAAGCGCGAAGAUAAAAAAAAAUUACCAAAGACACUGGUGUGCCAUGAUAUGGCCAAUGGCUAUCACGAUGACAGUAUUAUCGAUGGAACGGGUAAUUACGAUGCUUAUACAUUUUACAACUGGGCCGGGAUAGAUAUUUUUAUUUACUUCAGUCAUCAUCUCAUCACAAUCCCACCUCUCGGAUGGAUCAAUGUGGGCCACGCGCAUGGAGUCAAAGUUUUAGGUACAGUUAUAACGGAGUGGAGUGACGGCGUCGCGUUCUGGGAGAGAGUCCUGCAGUCGGAAAGUGAAUGGCAGAACCUCGCCAGCGCGCUAGUUGCCAUCGCGAAAACUUUAAAGUUCGACGGGUGGUUGCUCAAUAUUGAGAAUAAGAUAUCAAAACCGGACGUUUUACUUCAAUUCGUGCGCUAUUUGCACACCACGCUCCACCAGGAGUUGGACGAGCCGGUCCUCAUUUGGUACGACAGCGUCACUGUCGAGGGUCAUCUUAAUUGGCAGAAUGGACUUAACGAGAAAAACAGAGCGUUCUUCGAGGCGUGCGACGGUCUGUUCACGAACUACUCGUGGCGCGAGGAGGACGUGUCGGCGAGCGCGGCGGUGGCGGGCGCGCGCCGCCGCGACCUGUUCGUGGGCGUGGACGUGUGGGGGCGCAACUUCUAUGGCGGGGGACAGUUUAACACGCAAGAGGCCGUACAACUGAUCCACAGCUACGACUGCUCGCUUGCUAUAUUCGCUCCGGCCUGGACUCACGAGGCUAUGUCUAAUGAGGAGGGGGACCCCAACACGGUUGCCGAUGCGGACGAGUUGGAGGUGUACCAGCGCUUCCUACUGCGGGAUCGCGCCUUCUGGUGCAGCGUGUGGCCCUUCCUCAACACCACCCUGCCCAGCUGUCUACCCUUCCAAACUUCUUUCUGUAGAGGGCAGGGGAAGAAACGCAGGAUGUAUGGAGAGGUGAUCUGCCCCGUGGCGUGGUACAACCUGCGGCACCAGCAGUACCAGCCCAACUCGGCGCUGGGCCCGCACGGCUACCUGGUGUCGAGCGCCGCCAACAUCGCGGGGCUCUCGCGGCUCGGGCUGCUGCGCACGCGCGACGGCAUCCUGCGCUACCGCCGCUCGGUCGAGGAGACCCGCCUCGAAGCUGACGAGUCCACCCGCGAGAUCGUGCUCGCGCUCAAGGCGGACAGCGUCGGGGACAUACAGGAGGAAGUCGUCGAGGAGACCACGGUCGACGAAAGGAAGUCGGUCAAGAGGAAGGUGACUAGAGUGCUGCGACACUUCUUCCGGAUUAAGUCGCCCAAGACGGAGGACAGGGAUUAUGCGGCGCUGGAACGAGAGGCGGAGCAGGAUUCGAAGCCGAGCAGUAGUGCGAUGCAAGUGAGGGGCCGGUCGAUGGUGCAGAUGUCUAUUAAUCUGCGCCUCGGAAAUAAACAAGUGAAGACUAAAUACGCGCUAGGCUACGUGGCCAACGAGCUGGAGUGUAUGGAACCGUUCUUUGAAGACAGCUUCAUUGGCGGCUCCUGCCUCAAAAUCAACCCUUCGGAUGAAGUGACGCCGGAGCAUAGGUUUUCUAGAUUGUUCUUCAGCGAUUUUCACGUUCGGAACAGUUUGAUCGCGUGCGUCGUCACCAAGACGCUACCCGGUCACGAGAACCAGUUCUUGAAUAUUAUUUUGAACGUUGAGUGUGGCGGGAAGAAAACAAAGGUAGUCCUGGUGGGUAGGAGCAUCCCCCAUCACCACGAGGGAUGGUCCGGCGCGGAGGUGGUGAACGAGUAUCCCCUGCAGGAGUCGGGGGAGCAUGAAUUGCGCAACUUGCAGCGCCACUUGUUGCUCAACGAGCCCGGCUUCUACGUGCCGGUGGAAAACGCUUAUGGUUGGGUGGUCAGGUACUACGAUAUAGAGGUCCCAGAUUCAUGUGUGACGUCAGUGUGUCUCCGCACCGGCCUCGACGUGGGGCCCGUGCUGCUAGGACACUUUGGACUUUGCGACAAGUUGAUAGAAUAAAUGUUAAUUAUAGUUUCGAAUUUAGCUGAAUUCAAAAUUUCAAUACGAAAAUUUCCAAAAACUAAAAAAAGAAACUUAGCAAAUGGAUACCCUAUUCUUAAAUUUAUGUAACGUAACAGAUAACGAAACUUUACUUUUUAACUGUUUAUUGAAACAAAAAAAAAAUAAAGAUUAAUUGGAAGUUAUUAUAAUGAAGGCUAAUGAUAUUUAAUAAAUUAAAUAAAUAAAUAAUGAAAUGUAUUUUAAAAAAAGGAAAUAAUAACCAAAAGCGAUUGCUGAAUCUCUGAUCUCCUGAACAGAUAAAAAGUUGUUUAGCUUUAUCUUAUUAUUUCCAUAACAUAGUCCCAUUAUCUUUCUCGUAUUUCGCUUAUACAUUUUGUUUAUGGUCAAAUACUGAUCAAGUUCAAAGAAACACUAACUUUUUUAAUUUCAUUUUUAUGAUAGAUUUAUCGUAUGGGAAUCCUUAAAUCGUUCAUCAACCCGGUGUGCCGACUGACCCACUCUUAGCGUAACCGAUAAGUACAUUACACAGUAAAUUAUAAAUAUGACCGAUUGCGAGUGGCCUUAAUUACAAUACAUAAUUGUUUUUAUCAGUGUACGCUCUAUUAUGUUAAAUAUAAGUUUUGAAAUAGUUUUUAUCUUCUAUAUUAAAUAGAGGAGACAAAUGUUACAAUUAACUGUUUACAAGACUUCAAACUUUUUAAGUAUGGCAAUACAUUUCAAUUAUCUAUGAUAAGCAAUUUAUGGUUUUGACAAUAUUGCCAUUUAUGUAUUUUGUUAAAUAAAUUACUGUAUUCAUUGUUGGAAUUAAAUUUUAAACUUAUUGAUAUGUCAAAAUGACUUUGCCAAUAUUAAAACAUUAAAUUUUAGAUCAAAUUGCAAUAAAAGUACCGGUAUAACACAGACAUUUAGAAUCGAAUUUCUUUAAUAUUAACAAGUUGUUAAGUUGGAAACAUCGUCGUGUAUAAUGUGCAAAAUAUAUUUAAGGACAAGAUACAUUCAUAGAAAAUUGUAAUAUUCCUAAAGAAAUAAAGAU
Zerene cesonia (dogface butterfly) is the source of this 3659-nucleotide messenger RNA. RefSeq lists its product as uncharacterized. The transcript has 10 exons. Gene Ontology annotation, biological process: protein deglycosylation. NCBI's taxonomy places the organism in Eukaryota, Metazoa, Arthropoda, Insecta, Lepidoptera, Pieridae. Gene Ontology annotation, cellular component: cytoplasm. Bases 389 to 2623 code for a protein of 744 amino acids. Gene Ontology annotation, molecular function: mannosyl-glycoprotein endo-beta-N-acetylglucosaminidase activity. The record is from RefSeq and is a predicted model, not a curated record.